AGAGAUUUUUUCUCUAGCACCAUCAGUUGUGAAUCAACCAAAGAAUUAAAUUCUUUUCAACUUUUUUCUCCUCUGUGAAGUGAAGUUUAGACGUAACAUAUCAAAAUGUUCAAGUUGUGCGCUAUUGGAUUCCUCCUCAUUGGACUUUACAUCACAGAAUCAUCCGGACAAGCUGCUGCUGCUGCUGCCGCUUCUGCUGCUUCUGCUGCCCCAGCUGCUCCUGCAGCCCCUGCUGUACCCGCUGCCCCAGCUGCUCCUGCAGUUCCGGCUGCUCCAGCUGUCGCUCAGCCAGGAAUUCUCGCCAUUAUCGUACCAAAUUCCGCUGAGAGCAACGAGACCACCCCUGCAAGUCCCGAAAGUGCUGAACAGCAACCAAUUAUUGUGUUCAAUACAGCCCCCCUCAAUGGCUAAGUCAUCCAUCCUCCUACUAUAACACGACCCAAAAGAAAAUCAUGAAAUGAAAAACAUUUUAGUCAAAAAUUAACAUAUAAAAAUUA
Molecule: messenger RNA, 497 nt
Organism: Lutzomyia longipalpis
Lineage: Eukaryota; Metazoa; Arthropoda; Insecta; Diptera; Psychodidae
Product: testis-specific gene A8 protein-like
Exons: 3
Coding region: 106-411 (101 amino acids)
Source: RefSeq, a predicted model, not a curated record